GAUCAGCUGACCCAGGAGCGCUCCGGACUUUGAAGCUGAGUCCGGCUGUGGUUCUUCAUCUGGACAAAUCUUCAACAGCCUCUGAACUGUGUCCAUACACCUCUGCCGCCUUCCCUGCUGGGAUCCUCCCUCUGCAGCCAUGGUCUGGAGGACACUGGGUGCAAGCAACUUUUCCCUCUGCCCCAACGGCUCCAUCCAGUGGAUCUGGGAUGUGUUUGGUGAAUGUGCUCAGGAUGGCUGGGAUGAGGCCAGUGUGGGCCUGGGCUUGGUCUCCAUUCUCUGCUUUGCUGCAUCUACCUUCCCCCAAUACAUCAAGGCCUGCAAGACAGGGAACAUGGACCAGGCCCUGUCCUUUUGGUUCCUCCUGGGCUGGAUCGGUGGAGAUUCCUGCAACCUCAUUGGCUCCUUCCUUGCAGACCAGCUACCCCUGCAGACCUACACGGCUGUGUAUUAUGUCUUGGCUGACCUUGUGAUGCUGACCCUGUACUUCCAUUACAAGUUCAAGAACCGGCCUUCUCCAUUGUCUACCCCUAUCAAUUCUGUGCUCUUGUUCAUCUUGGGAACGGUGUGUAUCACACCACUGUUAAGCAUCGCUGAUCCUGUGGCUCUCCCCAGGGAAGGCUUCCGGGGACGGACGCUUUUGUCUGUGGAGUCUGGCAAUAAGCCAUUCACAAAGAAGGAGGUCAUCGGCUUUGUCAUUGGCUCCGUCUCCAGCGUGCUGUACCUGCUCUCCAGGCUGCCUCAGAUCCGCACCAAUUUCCUACGGCAGUCAACCCAAGGUAUUUCCUACUCACUGUUUGCGUUGGUGAUGCUGGGGAACACGCUGUACGGGCUGAGCGUGCUGCUCAAGAACCCUGAGGCGGGCCAGAGUGAGGGCAGCUACCUGCUGCACCACCUGCCCUGGCUCGUGGGCAGUCUGGGUGUGCUGCUGCUUGACACCGUUAUCUCCGUCCAGUUCCUGGUGUACAGGAGCCACACCACUGCUGCCGCCUCAGAGCGAGAGCCUCUCCUCCCAAGCUGACCUGUACCCUAGAUGAUGGGAACCUCAGCUGCCAUCCCAGGAAGAGCGAAGUGUGGGCAGUGAUCCUGCUGCCCCUGGACUGGGCCUCGGAGGUGGCCUGAGGGAGGCCUGGAACUCUGGGCCUGGUUGCCUCCCCUCCAUGCCUGGCUUUUAGACAGGUCUGGAGUUGGAUCAUGCUAUGCCAGGACAUACCUCUCAGUUAUAAAGACAGCUUCUCAAGGAGCCUGUAGGGGACCCGUAGCUGAGACCCCAGAAGCUGGUGUGGCUACCUCCCAUCCACCUACCUCAAUCUGCCUGUGUACCCCAGGCUGCAUCAUAUCCAGGGGACCCAGGGUUGUCCUCUGACUGGAUACAACUUAGUAAAUGAUACCUUUCAGCUGGACCUGUUUCUGUUGCUCCCUCCCAUGGUGCUUGGGGUCUGGGCAGGGACCUAGAGUAAGUCCAGACUGAUGGGGAUCCCAUGUCCAGCAUCCAUGUCCUCUUAUAGAUGGGCCCUACCGUGGUGGUGUGACAGUGCAUCAGUGGGCAUCCCUGCGAGGCAGAUAACUAGGUGGGGUUUGGUUGGACAGUUCCAGAGGCUCGGCCUGACCAUGCUUCUCUACGUGCUCACCAGGGUUGCAUAGGGUGAGGUGGUUAGCCCAAAGCGAGGCCAUAUGUGGUCAGGAGUCCUGGAGUCACAACUCAGCAAAGGUCACCUUGGAGGUAGAAAAGAGGGGCACACCAGUGCUUUCCUGGAGAAGGUGGUGACUGGAAGCGUGGGUGGAAGAGGACAGGAGGAGAUGGGGCACACAAGUGACAAAGGCGGAAAGGCAGGGAGAAAGGUUGCUUUCAGCUCACUUCAUUCCUCCCUCCUGUGGGCCACCACCUUUGGGUGACUUGGGGACAGAGAACUAGCUACCUUUCCUCUUAGCCCCAGCUUAUUCACAUACAUUAUUUUAGGUCCAGAAAGCCAGAUGCAGGGCCAGGGGCCACCUGACAGACAGACAGACAGACAGACAGACAGAGGGCAGCCACCUCAGAGUGCUCCUUUAGUUUCUCUGCCCACAGCUGCAGAGAGCGGGUCCUGGCACAGACCUUGGCAAGGCAUGUAUGCAGUGUGCGCAGCUGACCGCUAGCCGCAGCUGGAUGUCUAGACAUGACCCAUCCCGAGACCUGGCUCUCGGCUACUUUCCUGGGCCCCGAUGGCACCUUUCCAAGUCUGAAGAUCUGGGGCCUCCACAUGGCACAUGACCUCAGGUGCAGGCGUGAACUGAAGCUGUGUGGGCAGGAGCAAAGGAAAUGGCAGUCCCGCCCGAACAGCCCUCCUCCAUUUAUCCGGUAGGGGUGACACCUCUUCACGGGGAGAUGUGCUUUGCUGCGGGAUGCCUGUCUGACUCAGGCACAGACCAUGCAGCCUACCUAACCCUGAGUCCUCUAGUUGGAGGCUUGCUCUACUGCCCCAGUAGGAGCCAGAGUAGGAGGUGUGCAGAGCCUGGUUAUGUUUGCCAGGUCUGUCCCUGCUUAGUGGUUCAGGGACUUCAGGAUCUCAAGCCUGCUUCAGCCACUGGUGAGCCUUGUGACUUGGGCCAACUCCCCAGCCUGUGACCCUCUCCCACAAUGCCAAAAUACAGUGUUGUUGACCGUAGAAGCUAUUUGUGCUGACUGCAUGAGAUUUGCUUUUGGGUUUAUGUCCUGGUGUCUGGCACAUGGGUGAAGAAAUGGUAACUAGUCUGGCGGUGGUGAUGCACACCUUUAAUCCCAGCACUUGGGAGGCAGAGGCAG
This is a messenger RNA of Onychomys torridus (southern grasshopper mouse), 2782 nucleotides long. It is a transcript of the gene Slc66a1, whose product is annotated as solute carrier family 66 member 1. The record is from RefSeq and is a predicted model, not a curated record. Bases 140 to 1021 code for a protein of 293 amino acids. Lineage: Eukaryota; Metazoa; Chordata; Mammalia; Rodentia; Cricetidae. The transcript has 8 exons.